CCUCCAACGAGACACACUCGAAGCUCAUCCUUGCCCUUCGCGGUGGAGCUAAUCAUAAUUUCCCUCUUUUAACGUCUCUUUAAUCUUCCCGUACCACACUCUCUUCCUCUGCUCAAAGAAAGGGGAAAAAAAGCAGAGAGAGAAGGAAAGGACGAAAGAAUCCAAAACCCCCGGCACCAAUUCCAAAGAGAAGCCACAACGCACCAUCAGAUCCUCCGAUCUCCCCAAUGCCGCCGACCGAACCCUAGACCCACCCCCCCAGCCCCAAUUCUACUCACAAUCCUCGCCACCUCAUUUUCCUCCCCCGGUGAUUCCCGCGAUGGUGGACCCAGGCGGCCGGCGAUCUGCCCCCCGCCGGAAGAACUCCGGCCUUCGGAGGGCCUGGUGCUGCCCAUUCGGCGCCGCCCCCCGCAGCCCCGACCUUCGGAAUUCCCCUCACUACCAGCACCACCCCUCGAAGCCCCCCCAGAAGCUGCCGCCGCCCCCCUACUCCGGCGGCUCCUUCCACAGCUCCCCUUCUCCCAGCAGCAAGCGCGGCAUCAGCAUCAUCGACCCCCGCCGGAUCCUCUCCCCUGACCGGGUCUCCCCGAUCGACUCCGACGCGCCCCUGGGCCCGCUGCCGGAGAUCGCCGACUGCGCCUCGAUCACCACCGUGGCAGUGGAGUCGGAGCCGGAGAGCUUGGAUCCACUCUCAAAGGAGAUAGCUUUGGUCCCUGAGAGGUCGGCGGCGGAGGAUGGGGCUUGUUUGGGAGAGAGAGCUUUGGAUUUGAGGCUCAGCUUGAAGGGGAAAGACGGGAGGUGCUUGGUUUUGGAGCUGGAUUCGGAGGCUCUGUGCGAGAGUAGUGCAUUUUUUGCCUCCAUGGUUCUGAAGUCUGGCCAGAAGGUCUCGGAUGCUCUGGCUGAUGGCCGGAAGAUAGAGCUUACCGGUAUCGAGGAUUUGGGUGCUUUCAGGGGGACGAUUGAGCUGAUGUACGAGAAGGAUGCAAUGAGGUGUCUGAUGAAAGUAGGAGUCUCCCGAGCCAUUGACAUACUUGAGGUAUCUUUCACCAUCAUGUUUGACAGGGGUGUUGCGUCAUGUUUGAAGUAUAUCGAAGCUGUUCCAUGGAGUGCGAGCGACGAAGAGAAGCUUAAGAGCUUGCUCGCAAGGUACACAAUUGAUGAAGCAAUCUCUGAAGAUUUGCUAGCCAGGUUAGUGCCACAAGGUCCAAAGCACUCAGAAAAUCUAGCUGUGCAUCUCAUACAGUCCAUUGCAAAUGGAGUUAAUAGUAAUGCAAGGAAGGAGAUGCAAUCCUUAGUCAAUGGCCUCUUAUCCGAAAGUUCAGUCUAUCAAAAAGACCCGGCUGGUCUCAAUAAGGAGAAGCUGUACCACAUUUGUCAGUCUUGUCUGAACUCACUGGCGGAACUCUUUGAAGAAGCCUCCAAUUCUAGUCCCGUAAAUCAGAUGACAAUAGCGAAAGAAACAAAGCCACUGAUUGAGCGAGUCUGUAAGCAAGUCGAGAACCUUAACUGGCUGCUAGAGAUUCUUGUAGACAAGCAGAUGGCAGAAGAUUUUGUGUGUUUGUGGGCAAGCCAAGAAGGAUUGAUUAGGAUGCAUGAAACGGCAUCACCAAUGGUACGAUAUGAGCUCAGUCGGAUCUCAGCUUUUGUAUUUAUUGGGUUAGGAAGGGGGAGAUUGCAGUGCAGGGGUGAAAUAAGAUUCAGUGUCCUCAGGGCCUGGUUUGGACCUAUGUUAGAGGACUUCGGUUGGUUGCUGAGAUGCUCGAAGGGGCUGGACAUGAGGAUGUUGGAGGAGAGCCUGGGCCAAGCUCUCCUUACUCUUCCAUUGAAGCAGCAGCAAAGCUUUUUCGAGGAAUGGUUUCAAUAUUUCGUCGCCCAUGGCACCAACUGUCCAAACCUGAGCAGGGCUUUUCAGGUAUGGUGGCGAAGGUCAUUCCUAAGGUCCUCAGAAGCACACUGCUAAGCUUCUGCAAUCCUUCUAAUAUCUGGUUUGUUGUAGGAAUGUGAUAGUAGUGCAGGCUUUUAAGAUUGGUGGUGAGUCAGAGCAUACACCCUAGUGUAUGUUCCUCGACGGUGAGGACAUCCUCUAAGAGCGGAGGAUUUCGUGACAUUUCUUAUUAGCUGUCUUAUGUUUCUAAUAAGUUGUUUAAUAGUUGGCAUGUCCUAUGUAUAUAUAAAAUUCUAGAAUGGAAUGGGUUGUUUUAGAUAGAUCUUUAACAUGAUGAUUGAUGAUCUUAAGAUUUUUUUUCUAUUCAA
Messenger RNA from Phoenix dactylifera (date palm), 2253 nucleotides. Its product is annotated as BTB/POZ domain-containing protein At2g13690. The record is from RefSeq and is a predicted model, not a curated record. NCBI's taxonomy places the organism in Eukaryota, Viridiplantae, Streptophyta, Magnoliopsida, Arecales, Arecaceae.